This is a messenger RNA of Manis javanica (Malayan pangolin), 3461 nucleotides long. RefSeq names its product SDE2 telomere maintenance homolog (gene SDE2). Lineage: Eukaryota; Metazoa; Chordata; Mammalia; Pholidota; Manidae. Gene Ontology annotation, cellular component: nucleus. The record is from RefSeq and is a predicted model, not a curated record.
CGCGUCAUCUAGGUGCGUCGCGGUUGCUGCGCCCGUUCUCCACGGUCCCGAGGCUCGCGGACUACGGAAAAUGGCGGAGUCCGCGUUGUUCGUGUGGCUCUGCGGCCCCGGUUUCGGGUGCAAGGCGGUCCGGUGGGGCUCAGCCCCGUGCUCCGUGCUCGAUUUUAUCCACCGACACCGCCAAGAUCAGGAUGUUCCAGUGGAAUGCUUCUUUGUGAAAUGCAAUGGAUCACUCAUUAACACCAACGACAUGGUGCAGCAUGGAGCAGUUUAUAGUCUGGAACCCAGACUUUGUGGAGGAAAAGGAGGUUUUGGAUCUAUGCUUCGAGCACUGGGUGCCCAGAUUGAGAAGACAACCAAUCGGGAAGCUUGCAGGGACCUCAGUGGAAGGAGACUACGAGAUGUCAAUCAUGAAAAAGCAAUGGCUGAAUGGGUGAGACAGCAGGCUGAGCGAGAGGCUGGGAAGGAGCAGAAGCGCCUGGAGCGCCUGGAGCGACAGCUGGCAGGGCCUGGGCACUGCCUCACCAGCCCUGGCUACCAGCAACAGUGCCAUGAGAUGGCAGAGCGCCUGGAGGAUUCUGUCCUCAAAGUAAUGAACACAGGAUGUCUAGCAACCCACAAAAGCACACAUACUCACACAGUCUCGGCAUAUGGCCCCCUGAAUUCUGUGGGCCAAUGGGCCACAGGUAUGCAGGCUACCUCCAGCAAGAUGGUAUCGGCAGAAAUCAGUGAGAAUCGUAAACGGCCUAACAAAUCAAUAACAGACAAAGGAGCCAGAGCAGAGAAAAGGAAAUGCUUUUGGUUGGGUUUGGAAGGACUAGAGACUGCAGAGGGGUCCAGCACCGAGAGCUCGGAUGAUGACAGUGAUGAAGCACCUAGUACUUCAGGAAUGAGGUUCCAUGGUCCAAAAACUGGCAGUGACAGUGUUGAGAUGGCAUUCAAACUUCCCAGUAGUUCUCAGAAGGCAGUAGUAUGGAGUACAGACUCUAGAUCACUAGAAGAACUACGGACCCCAGAGGCUGACCCUGGGAACAGUAUUUCAGAAGAUUUGUGUGCUGAGCUGGGAGAGACAUCGGCCAGGGACAUCGUGGAAAGGAAGAUGGCUCUAGAAACACAGAAAACCCAGGAGGAGGAGGAGGCAGAGAGGAAAGAACCCAUAGAAAAGGAAGUAGCUGGGACAGGACUGAAUAAGGAGCAAGAAACAAAAGAAAUGACUAAUGGAGAAAGAGCUGCCAAGGUAGCACCUGGAGAAGGUGGGGAAAACACUCCUGUUGCCAAACUGGAGGAAAGCCAAUCAGGAAACACAGUAAGUAAUUUUGGGGGGUUGAUGUCUAGGAUCAACUCAGCUUAAUCUCAUUAAAAUCAUUAAAAUGAAAAUCAUUUUAAUCAUUAAAAUGAAAAUGUGCUUAUUACCAUCUUCUGCUUAGUGGAAAGACUUAUUUAAUAAUCAUAAGUACAGGUAAUGGUGAAACUUGCCUUGCCGUCCCCCCUGCCAAAAUCCUUCGUUUUUUUUUUUCUUUUUUUUUGUGGGAUUUUUUCCCCCACUCUGGAAUUUAUUUUAUUUUGCCACCAGGUGGUGUCCUUGGUUCCAUAUUACAUCAGUUCUAAGAUGCAUGUUUAUCACAUUUUAAUAUCUCUGUAUUUGGAUGUAUAUCACAUAUGGCUUAAUUGAUAUUCUUUCUUAAUAGCAUAUACAGUAAUAAGGCAUAUUAUAAAUGGCAUUUUUUAUUUCAUGAAAUGUUCUCAUUUUCCUAUCACUAGAUCUCUACUCAGUUUUUCUCUCUCAUGUGAGAUACUGUUUGAAUAAUUGUUGUUAGCUGUAUAUAAAGACAUUUCUGUAGAAAAGACCAACUCCUUUUAAUAAUCAAAUCUAAGUCCUGUAUUUCAGCCUCUGAGAGUUUUUCCUUGAGCAUACGUUUCCUUAAGUACUUGAUUAUACCCUGUUUUCAGUGGAAUACCUUCCAGUAGAGACAUCAUUAAUGUUUACUUUUUGAUCUAAUCAUUUGCUUUCUACCAUAGAUGAAACCUGAACAUCUUGGUUUCCUUUGAUACACACAAAGCCUGUCAUGGUCUGUUUACCCAGUACCUUCCUUAUACCAGUAAAUAAGCAGCACUGUGGAGGCUGCCCUUUCUGGGGAAGAUAGCAGAAAGUGUUAUGCUAAGGGCUUUACAUAGACCCUCACACUGUGUCUGGAGUUACAAACUUGUAACUUUUAUGUUACACUUAUAUAUUAGGGGCUUUAUCCUGACUAAAGUCAUGGAAAAAUGAACAAAGGAUCUUUUAUGAAUAAGUAUUGAGUGACUAAAUCCUGAUUUGACUUUCCAUCUUUGAAUCUCUUAGCUGUGGAGAUUUUGUUCUUGAUGUUCUGGCAGUAGCUAUUAUAUUUAUUAACAACCAUGUGCAGUUCUCCAAAGUGGUGUCCUGGAACUUGGCCAUGAAUAAUGAAGCCAAGGUUUACUCCAGAAAUCUAACAGAAUGGCUUUUUUUGUUUUAACUAAGAUAAACUAGAAAGAUAUAGUCUGUCCCUAGAGCUGUUUAAUAUUUUUUUAAAAUAACUUACUGUGAGAGAAAAUUAUUGAAUAUACAUUUUUUAAAAACCCUAGGUGUUGACACUUUUAUUCUUUGCAGAACAUCCAUCCUUAGAAGUAUUUAAUUUUGUCUUACAGUCUGUGAAGUCUAGUUGGUGGAGAGAAGAGUUGCAAGUCUAUUGAAUAGCAUUUGAAUCUGUUGAAUUAUAAACACGGGAACUCUUAUUAAAAGUCUUAACUAGAAAGCAUUAAGAUUAUGGAAUUAAAAGAUUCACAGGAAUGGGAAUCUCAUUAAAAAUUGAGCUUUGGACAACCCCGCGCAUUCCACAUCCUUGGGACCCUGUGGGGCGGGUGCAGGUCUAGGCUGGGCAUGGAGGAGCCUCCCAGACUGGGCAGGUGCAGUGUCCGGGGUCAUUUGACUCCACUGUCUCUUGGCCCUGCUGCCUUCAUGCCUGGCUGGGGCAGCCAUGGAACGCUGGAGCGCGGGGAUUGUGUUUGACCAAUGGGGCUGAGGCUGUGUCCACUGAGGCUAAGAUGACUGCCUUUCCUGAUUGGCCUUGACUUUUCCAUACAUUGUGUGACCCCUGCCCUAUGACCCUUUGGCUGACCUUACUGGAAGCCAUGAUGACAGCAGCCUUUUGCCAUCGGACACAGGGUGAUGGUGAGGAUUCCAAAGGUCAGACAAAACUGGUUAAUCUGAACUAGGUGACUGUUACCUUGCAUGUUUUGUGGCCAAACCACUACCAAAAAACCUCACACUGUGAUAUGGUGGAGGUGGUACAGCAGUCGGAGAACCUCAGGCAGAGACAAAUAUGGACAACCUGUUCAUACAGAGUUCUGGCUUAUUGUAGAAAAUCUUUCUAGUCGUUGUAGUUGGCAAGAUUUAAAGGAUUUCAUGAGACAAGCAGGUGAAGUAAUCUAUGCGGAUGCUC